AUGUCUGCCACGAAGCCGAGUGCCUCGCAAGGACAAGAUGACCACAAAUUGAAUAUCCUCCUCACCAAUGGACGCUUCCCCGUCUCACUUGAUCUCGCUCGACAGUUCCGUCUCGCUGGCCAUACAGUCUACUGUAUCGAUCCUAUGGGCACACACAUCUGCACAUUUUCGAAAGCGGUCAAACAGAGUGCUCAAGUGCCGGCACCACACAAGAAUGCCACUGGCUACAUUCAAGCUGUUAAGCUCCUCGUAGCACGAUGGCACAUUGACAUCAUCAUUCCGAUACACGAGGAGAUUUUUUGCUUGGCUGAUUCCAAGGAGCCGGAGGUGUUGGAUCGUCUCUUCGCCCCGUCGUUCGAUCUGCUCGUGAGACUACACAACAAGCAUGAAUUUACAAACUACAUGGAACAGCUCGGCCUUGCGGUACCUCGAGCGUGGCUUUGCAAAAGUCUGCAUGAUGUGAUGCAAUUCCCCGUGGAAGAGUUUCCUGAUGGAAUCGCACUCAAGCCAUGUUUUGGUCGAGCGUGUUCGGGUUUGUACCAUCUCAAGCCUGGCGCACCUAUACCGACUGAUCUCCAAAUCGACGAGGACAACUGGUAUGUAGCACAAGAGUGGCUCGAGGGCAAACGAUAUUGCAGCUACAGCAUCGUGCGAGAAGGCAGGAUCGAGGCAACGAGUUGCUACCCUGUAUUGGACACACUCGAUGGCAGCAGCAGUGUCUUCUUUCGACAGACCUUCCACCCUGGAAUCUACGAUUACAUCUACGGAUUUGUCACAGGAGGUCCCAAAUUCAGUGGACAAAUCGCCUUCGACUUCAUCGAAACCUCCAAAGGCCUCUACGCCAUCGAAUGUAAUCCACGAGCAACAUCCGGUCUACAUCUUUGGACAAACACACCCUCACUAGCCGAAGCCAUCACAGGGUCCUUGCCCAAAGAACUCAUUGAACGUCCCAUACGACCGCCAAAGAAGAGAUCAGGACGAGAAUCUCACGCCCAAGUUGCUGCCGGCAUGCUGAUGUGGCAACAUAAAGACGCCACCACUCGAGUCUGGCUGAGACAUAUGAAACGAUUAAUCUUCACAAGAGAUGUGAUUUGGAAAUGGCGAGAUCCCAUGCCAACUAUUGCCCAACCUUUUCUCUUAACCGAGUACUACCGCAUGUGUCGCAGAACCGGACUCCAGCUCCCCAAGCUAUUCCAAGAACAAUUAAUCUGGGAGCCCAAAGGCGAAGAACUGAGACGAGUGCGAGCCAUGUUUGGCAAACAUCAUUCCAUUGGCGCAGAUAGCGGUGUAGUGGUACUGCCGCAGCCUGUUGAACAUGUCGAAUCUUGGGAUACGAGGACUUUGACGACGACUACUGAAGGUUCUUGACGUUUUUCGAAACACGUGCGAAACUCGUGUAGUGGUUUGUAUUAAUACCUACCUUACCUUACCUUACCUUACCUUGCCAAAGGGAGUGGCGCUGGUUUUGCUGUUGCUAUUUACUGGUCACCACGAGCACGCGUGAAGGGGAUUCGUUGCGCACUUUAGCUGUGCCCGGGGGUGGACGAGGGCUUCUUGAUGUGGGACGCGGGAAAGGAAGGGGAUGGAGAAACUCCAUGUAUGGCGUGAGAGGUGUCAAUAGCGACUUUUGUUUAGGUCUGAUUGUGUUGUGUGCAUGAGAGGCAGAUUGGAAAUCAGAUUCACAAGAGGGAGAGUGCGGAAAACAAAAAUCGCAAGCGAACUGGUUUCUAGUCUGUCUACCUAUGCUAAAU
Sphaerulina musiva SO2202 is the source of this 1751-nucleotide messenger RNA. RefSeq lists its product as uncharacterized. Lineage: Eukaryota; Fungi; Ascomycota; Dothideomycetes; Mycosphaerellales; Mycosphaerellaceae. Gene Ontology annotation, molecular function: ATP binding; metal ion binding. The record is from RefSeq and is a predicted model, not a curated record. Bases 1 to 1368 code for a protein of 455 amino acids. The transcript is spliced from 2 exons.